ACCACCACGCCACUAAUUUAUUAAAAAGUCUUGUCAAGCGGUCCGGAAUUAAUACGAGAAACAGGGAGCUCGAGUUCACGAAACCUUCACCCCUCGGGGUUCUGGCUCCUAGCACAGCGCUUUCCGGUAUCUCAUGGUGCCUCUCUAGAACGAUAUAAGGAUCUCGUUUGCAAGUCAAAGGCCUCAAGACCGUGGCCGACCUUGAACUUUCCUAUCGUCUUCUUCGCACGUUUAAUCGAUAAACAGUACCAUCCAUCGCCGGUCGAUGGCCUAGUUUCCUAUCAAAAUUUCCAUUUCCGCUCUUGUUUGCUGCGUCGACGCAUUUCGGCGCCGCAAGCUCGUCGCCAUGGGCCGCUAUCCGUUGAAAUCCUACUUUGCUCCCUCAAAGCUGUUCUUCUAUUUUUGGUUUUGGGGCCUACAUUUCGCUGUCUUUGGGAUCGGAUGGAACUAUCAGGCAACGAGCAAGCCGUUGGCACCUCUGAAUGCGCUUUCUUAUUCAGUAUACAUUUCUCGAGGUUCUGGACUGGUAUUGACUUUUGACGGGACGCUCAUAUUGCUGCCCAUGUGCAGAAAUAUCAUGAAAUUUCUACGACCGAAGUUAAGAUGGCUACCUCUUGACGAAACGAUAUGGUUUCAUCGCCAGGUGGCGUAUGCAAUCCUGGUGUUUACAAUUCUCCAUGUUGCAGGCCACUAUGUCAAUUUCUACCAUGUCGAACUGAAGCAGCUGCGCCCUGAAUCCGCUUUACAGAUACAUUAUACGCAACCCGGUGGAGUAACCGGACAUGUGAUGCUUUUUUGCAUGAUGCUCAUGUAUACAACUUCACACCAUCGGAUUCGCCAGCAGUCGUUUGAGACCUUCUGGUACACACAUCAUUUGUUUAUCCCAUUUCUGUUGGCGCUCUAUACCCAUGCUACGGGCUGUUUUGUCCGAGACAGCACAGAACCAUACUCACCGCUUGCUGGGGAGCGUUUCUGGAAUCAUUGUAUAGGUUAUCAAGGAUGGCGGUGGGAGCUCGCGGCCGGGGGUCUCUACUUGUGCGAACGUCUUUGGCGCGAGAUUCGUGCAUUGCGUGAAACAGAAAUCGUUAAAGUGAUUCGUCACCCAUACGAUGCCAUGGAAAUCCAAUUCCGCAAGCCAAGCUUCAAAUACAAGGCCGGACAAUGGCUUUUCAUCCAAGUCCCCGAAGUGUCAAACGCUCAAUGGCAUCCCUUCACCAUUACCUCCUGUCCCUUUGACGAAUACAUCAGCAUCCACGUACGUCAAGUCGGUGAUUUCACGCGUGCACUCGGUGACGCCCUGGGGUGUGGUCCUGCACAAGCAAGGGACUUGGAAGGACUCGACCCUAUGGGAAUGUACGAAGUCGCACUUGAAAACGGACAGCAGAUGCCAAAGCUCCGAGUUGACGGACCUUACGGUGCUCCGGCCGAAGAUGUUUUCGAAAACGAAAUCGCUGUCCUAAUCGGAACUGGUAUUGGUGUGACGCCUUGGGCCUCCAUCCUCAAAAACAUUUGGCAUCAGCGCGCCAGUCCCAACCCUCCCAGACGACUUCGCCGUGUCGAGUUUAUCUGGGUCUGCAAAGAUACGACCUCCUUUGAGUGGUUCCAAGCCCUCCUAUCAUCUCUAGAAGCUCAAUCUGCAACCGACGCCGCUUAUGCAGGGAUAACAGAGUUCCUGCGCAUCCACAUCUACCUCACACAACGUCUAGACCAAGACGAAACCGCCAAUAUCUACCUCAACUCCGUCGGCCGAGACCUCGACCCCUUGACUGAACUCAAGAGCAGAACCAACUUCGGCCGCCCCGACUUUAAGCGUCUCUUUACGGCCAUGCGGGAUGGACUGCAGGACCAGUCCUACCUAAGAGGACUAAAUACGCAGUCGAAGACCCGUAUCGGUGUUUACUUUUGCGGACCUAAUCUUGCUGCAAGGCAGAUUAAAGCCGCGGCAAAAUCUGCGUCUACAAGCGCAGUCAGGUUUAAGUUCUGGAAAGAACACUUCUGAUGUCUUUCUGCUUACGCCCUCCGCCUCUUUCUUUUUGUUUUUCCCUUUGAUUUUAAGAGCCUUAUUAUACAUCUUUUGGAAAGCACCAGGUACCUGUUCUAUAUAUCUUUGAUAUCCCCUGAUGAAGUCACGACCUGAUUGAAGCAUAUCGUUUGGAUUUUGCCUGUGCAUCUCUGUACUUGUUCCGUG
Molecule: messenger RNA, 2188 nt
Organism: Aspergillus versicolor CBS 583.65
Lineage: Eukaryota; Fungi; Ascomycota; Eurotiomycetes; Eurotiales; Aspergillaceae
Product: putative NADPH oxidase (NoxA)
Exons: 4
Coding region: 347-1999 (550 amino acids)
Biological process (GO): superoxide anion generation; defense response
Cellular component (GO): plasma membrane; NADPH oxidase complex
Molecular function (GO): superoxide-generating NAD(P)H oxidase activity
Source: RefSeq, a predicted model, not a curated record